Messenger RNA from Arvicola amphibius (Eurasian water vole), 2534 nucleotides. RefSeq names its product zinc finger protein 623 (gene Znf623). The transcript has 2 exons. The record is from RefSeq and is a predicted model, not a curated record. The coding region runs from base 756 to 2249 and encodes 497 amino acids. Lineage: Eukaryota; Metazoa; Chordata; Mammalia; Rodentia; Cricetidae.
AAGAGAUAAAAAGUGUGUACAUGUUCAGUACAGAUGCAGGGUUUUUGUCGCUGUUGUUACUUCUGUUUUUUAUUUUUUAUCUGAAAUGGGCCAACUCUUGGAGACAGAGCCCAAUGAUUUUUAGGGCUAAGUAUAUAAACUGUUGAGAAUUGUGCCAGUGAGACCCAGGACAGGGGCCACUGGAGCCGUUCCAGUCACCAAGGGGCUCCAUUGAGGGGACUGGAUUAUAAGGCUACCGAAAGGGUGAGACAUUGAAGUAUGGAGAGCCCAGCUGGGUUCUGGGCUUCAGUCACUGGAGGCCAGAAAUGCCGCGUUGCUGCUAGUGCCGAGGCCCUGUGUGUUACACAUAGCCUACAGCGAGUGCAGUGCUGUGGACCAUGGGCUGCACACUGGGUGCGGACAAGACAGAGAUAAGGCUGGAGGGUAGGAGGAGUGAUGGAUUUUAUUUGCAUGAUCUUUAGAAUUACAUGUCUUGAUUUUUUUUUUUCUCGUUUGUUUGCUUUUCCAGACAGGGUUUCUCAGUAGCUUUGGAGCCUGUUCUGGAACUCACUCUGUAGCCCAGGCUGGCCUCAAACCCACAGAGAUUCGCCUCCCAAGUUCUGGGAUUAAAAGCUACAUGUCUUGAUUUUUAAGAAGAGCCCUGGCUUUAUCUCUGUCUCUCUGUCUCCCACCCAGGACACAGAUUCUACUGUAGGAGCUGGGGGCAAGAAGGUGCUCCCGAAGCCUGAACUUCUGGGGAUGAAAAGUCACAUGAUAUGAUGUCUGACAAACUUACAGUGCUGGAGCCUUCCACCUCGGAGCCCGGGGAGUUUCAUGAAGACAGGUUAGCGCAGCUGUUGGGGAAUCCAGAAAAACAGAGCCUCGAGAGUCCCCCCUCUCAGGAGGGGAGCUUCAAACAGAUGACAGUGACCCACUGGAAAAUUCAAACAGGAGAGACAGCCCAGCUAUGUAGUAAGUCAGGAAGAAACCCUGUUCUCAACUCAAACCUUCUGAUACUUCAGAGAGAGCUCGUAGAAGGGGAGGCCCGUUCUUGUGGUGUUGGUGGCAGAAGCUUCCCAUUCAAUUCAAAUCCACAUCCGAUUUCUCACGCAGGGGAGAAGCCUUAUCAGUGUGAUCACUGUGGAAAAGGCUUCAGUCAAAACUCCCUCCUCACCGAACACCAGAGAGUCCACGCUGGGGACAGGCUCUCUGUGUGCAACGUGUGUGGGAAAGACCUCAUUCACUACGCUGACCUAGUCGAGCACCAGCGUAUACACAGCGGCGAGAAGCCGUUCAAGUGUGCACAGUGUGGGAAAGCGUUUUGUCACAGUUCAGACCUGCUUCGACACCAGAGAGUCCACACCAGAGAGAGGCCUUUUGAAUGCAAAGAGUGUGGGAAAGGCUUCAGUCAGAGCUCCUUACUCAUUCGCCAUCAGAGAAUUCACACGGGAGAGAGACCCUAUGAGUGUAACGAGUGUGGGAAAUCCUUCAUUCGGAGCUCGAGCCUUAUUCGGCACUACCAGAUCCACACAGAAGUGAAACAGUAUGAAUGCAGAGACUGUGGGAAAGCCUUCCGGCACCGCUCGGACCUCAUUGAGCACCAGAGAAUUCACACUGGAGAGAGACCCUUUGAGUGUCACGAGUGUGGGAAGGCCUUUAUUCGCAGCUCAAAGCUCAUCCAGCAUCAGAGGAUUCAUACUGGAGAACGGCCUUACGUGUGCAAUGAGUGUGGGAAGCGCUUCAGUCAGACGUCCAACUUCACUCAGCACCAGAGGAUCCACACUGGGGAAAAACUCUAUGAGUGUAACGAAUGCGGCAAAGCCUUCUUUCUGAGCUCGUACCUCAUACGACACCAGAAAAUCCACACCGGCGAGCGGGUGUACGAGUGCAAAGAGUGUGGGAAGGCUUUCCUGCAGAAGGCCCACCUCACUGAGCAUCAGAAGAUCCACACUGGAGACAGACCCUUUGAGUGUAAAGACUGCGGGAAAGCCUUCAUCCAGAGCUCAAAGCUGUUGCUGCAUCAGAUUGUCCACACUGGGGAGAAGCCCUACGUGUGCAGCUACUGUGGGAAAGGCUUUAUACAGAGGUCCAACUUCCUUCAGCACCAGAAGACGCACACUGAGGAGAAGCUCCACCAGUACGGUCAGCAUGGAACGGAUCUCACCCCACCUCCAGACCUCGUCCACCAGGAGGAUCUUUCCCUGAGCGAGACCUCCCUUCAUUUGGGAGAGGCCUCUACAGAUCAGGAGUGUCAUGCAGGUCAUUUAUGAGACAGUCGCUCUUGGAGUCAGUAAGUGGUGCUUGGAAAUGGGCAUACUUAGUAUAUAUAUGGCCUCUAGGAUGUGGCUUGUCACAUUUCCCAAGUCACAGAUAGCCUGCUUGUGGUUAGGUCUGUCGUCUGUCACCAGGUCAGAAAAGCUGAGGUGAAAGAUCCCCGGAGUGGGGAGACUCUCACUCAAGUCUCGGGAUAACACGACCCCCUAGGAACUCACGAGAGACCAUCCUUGCUACAAUCACACAAGGUUUAUUGACAGGACAGGAACCAGUGCACUGGG